AAGCUCUUUACACGGCUCGGAUGAUCACAGCUAACGCUGAUACGCUUUUUACUGAACAGAAGUUCAUCAUUCAAAGGAGCGGCACUUUAACCGACUCGGGCGCAGUGACUGGACGGUGGAUCUCUCAUCCUCGUUCUCUUUAGCGGGCUCAUAAGGAGGCACAGAUGGACAACAGGAACUCAUCUGAUGACAAGCCUGUUCAGCGCUCCAAGUCUUUCAGUUUCAAGAUGCAGAAGGAGACGUGUGCAUCAUGUGAAAAGACAGUUUACCCAAUGGAGAGACUGGUGGCCAACAACCUCAUCUUUCACAACACGUGCUUCUGCUGCAAGCACUGCAACACCAAACUCAGUCUGGGAUCCUACGCGGCCUUGCAGGGGGAGUUCUACUGCAAGCCACACUUCCAGCAGCUCUUCAAGAGUAAAGGGAACUAUGACGAGGGCUUCGGUCGCAAGCAGCAUAAGGAGCUCUGGGCCUCCAAGGAUGCUGAAAGCAUCACCAAGACAUCAUAAUCUUCAGUGAUUUCCAAAGCUCAGCUGUCCCCUCCUUUGACCAAUGAUUACAACCCUUUAUAUACCCUACCCUACCACUUACACACACACUUGCAGUUUUAUUUUGAGCGCACAGCCGGUUGAGCCAGCACUCCUUAUGAUAUAACAAUCACAGAUACCAUUCUUGAUAAAGUAGGGUUUAUUAUCUUUCCUUUCCUUUUUUAUUUUUAUGCUUGCUCUUAGUUUUGCAUAGCUUUGGCAAAUGUAAUUAUAUUUUUUUUAGUAUUUCUUUUACAUUGAGUUCGUCCGUAGUAAACUGUUAGUUGAUUGUGACCAAACUCUCUUCAUAGAUGGGUUGUUACUCAGCAUCAUACCCAUCUAGUUUGGCAGUACUAGUAUUGUUUUGUUUUUGUUUGUUUACUUGUCCUGAAAGUGGUCUUGAGGUGUUCCAUCCACAAUUUUAGUUGAAGUAAAGUGUUUUUAUAAUUUUUUCCCCUUUAUUUGUGUUGUAGCAAUCAAUACUGUUUUCAGACUUAAUAGCUUAACAGUUUCCUUUGAAUGUGUUUUUCUUUGUUGGCGCAGGGGAUUUUAUCUGUGAAUCUACAGGGUACACUGUACUGUUAAAACUCUUCAUUUCUCCUCAGCCCGUUCUUUUUAUUUUGUCAUCCUUAUACACUGUCUUUCCUGCCCAUUCCACGCUUUAUCUUUUCAGUAAUUAAAUAUUGAUAACGUUUCUGUAAGACAGGUCUCUGUGUAGUUUUAACAAAUCCAAUAUGAACUUCCUUAUGAAAUAAAAUUUCAUGGGAUGCUCAAGCCGUUUGACUUUUAUGCCCAUGUGCCACUGCAUAUUGACCACUUUGGGUUGUUCAGUGGCUGAAUCCUGAAACCAGGCUAGUCUUUUCUUUUACUUUUUCUGACGCCCUCUAGUGUUGUGGAUGCUAUUCUUUAUUAGGCCCAACAUUACUUCGGCCUCUUAAUGUUUUGCUUUAAUGUGAUGCCAUGUAGUGAUUGGGAACACUGUUUAACUUCUUAUUUUACUCGUUUAGUCUUAAUUAGAAUACUGCAAAUUUUAAUAAACCUUUUCUCAUUGAUUACUUGCAAAGGCAUUGUACAUUGGUACCACUAAGCAGAGUAAAUGUACUUUGAUGCACUGUACUGUACUUAUGCCUUGCUGCAUGGGACCAAGCUUGUACGACAAAAUAAGAUCUUCACAGGGAACUAGGUCUCAGAGGAAACGACAUUUACGAUGCUUCGCGCGCCAUUGCCUUUUCCCCCUUCCACCACUUCCUGUCAUCGCAUAGUUUUGGCUGUUUCCUGUGGGCAUCUUUGUGACAGGGUUUCGUUGGGACUUUGCGAGUACAUACGUAACAGUGUGGCUCCUAAGCUUUGCUCAGGAAUCUAGAUGGGUCUCAAGGAUCCAACUGUGUAACGCUCAGUGUUCAUUGUUAAAAGCUGUUGGUGACUUGAAGUUAUGUUCCCUAAAAAGCAGAUAUUUUUCACAAAUAGUGAGUGGUUGAGAUUUAAAGCAGAAAGGCGAUUGCUGUAAAUGAACACUUCCACAUCAGAGGUUUUAUAUGCACAUUUACAUGUCAGUGUGAAACUGUGACUGCAUCUCCUGAUUUGUCAUUGUGGCCAUGUUAUGCGACGUCCUAAAUCGUGACCUUUAGUGGUUCAUGUGUUUGUGUAAUAACAGCAUUGACACCAUGUUUCUUUUAAUGAAUGAAUUGCCUCUGUGUUUUAAUUCUGUUGCUCUUGUGUUUUGUAGUAAAGACAGGUAUUUUGAUGUCUGUAUAUGUUAAAUGCCAUAAGGAAGUGAUCUGUUGAUAGGUUCAUGAUAGUGGGUUGUGUAUUUGUAGUAUCCUGUCUGCCUUCAAGUGCAAUGGCCUUUUGUUUUGUCGGUUUGUUUAAGGAGAUGCUACAUUAGACUUGCAAAGCCAUUGAGAAUCAUCCAAAUGUUUUCAUCAACUUAAAUGCCACAAAAGUCCCUCUGUGUAAAUAUUUAAGAUUACUGUGAAAUUGAAAUGCAUUGUGAAGUUUAGAGAAAUUAUCAACCGCUCUUGAACAGGAAUCAUAUUUUCGUAUUAAGCUUUAGUAUAUUAGUUUUAUUUUUGUUUUAAACGUUUCAUAAGAACAGCGUGUUUUAUUAAAGUUUUCUCUAAACACUUUUAUGUUUAUUAUAUGUUGGCCAUAUUUACAAUGAUUUCUUUUCUUGUGAAUUUAUUCUGUGGAUCCAACUUUUCACAAGCACAAAUCACUGUGUGUUUUACACCAAUUUUAAGCGCGUUUGCGCCAAGGUACAAAUGACACAAUACCCUGCAAACGCUCAAUGUCUUUUAUCAACUUCCGGAACAAAUAAGAAAAAGGUACGCUUUGCUCUUUUCUGAUUUGUAGUUCUUGAAAUGCAUGAGUUUGUCUUUAUAAGUGUAAGGAUAGUUGAAAAAGAUUAUUUUGAAUUGCAGUUGUCCACAUGCAUUGACUGAGCAGAGAUCAAUGUACUCAAAGUGUAUUACUAUAUCUAAAACUUGAUCAGCGGAACAGGUGGCCUUAAAGUAGGAGGUCUUUGCUCUUUUUUCCUUAUCAAGUUAAUAAAAUGCAAUGUUUCAUUCUCUCAUUCUUUUCAGAUUUGACUGCUCUGAUUCUCCCCUUUUUUAUUUUCUGUUGCACAUUUUACAUUUUUGUACAUCAUUUUUGGAGAAAAGAAAUAAAUGGUUUAUUGCUGGUG
Messenger RNA from Triplophysa rosa, 3210 nucleotides. It is a transcript of the gene limd2, whose product is annotated as LIM domain containing 2. Gene Ontology annotation, cellular component: plasma membrane; actin cytoskeleton. The transcript is spliced from 4 exons. The record is from RefSeq and is a predicted model, not a curated record. Gene Ontology annotation, molecular function: actin filament binding. Lineage: Eukaryota; Metazoa; Chordata; Actinopteri; Cypriniformes; Nemacheilidae. Gene Ontology annotation, biological process: actin filament bundle assembly. Bases 165 to 509 code for a protein of 114 amino acids.